Molecule: messenger RNA, 324 nt
Organism: [Candida] anglica
Lineage: Eukaryota; Fungi; Ascomycota; Pichiomycetes; Serinales; Debaryomycetaceae
Source: the annotation of a GenBank genome assembly
AUGUCUCUGGUUGAUACAGCUCUCGCAAGCACCACUACGGUGUACCCCUUUGUAUACAUCUCGCAUGGCAGUACCACCCAAACCAUUAGUUUGAUCGACCAAGCCAGCACCACCCAAACCAGUAGUUUGAUCGAGCAAGCCAGCACCACCACCGAGUAUCCUUACGUGUAUAUCUCGCACGGUAAUGAGACUCAAACCAUCAGUAUCGCUAAACCAAACCUGACUAGUUCCAAGAACCUUGCGACCCGCAAAGGGUUGACAAUGCUGGGGAUCAUUGUAUGGGCACUCUUAUUUGUAGACUCGAUGUUUCUGGGAACUGUUUAG